AAGAUGGCUGUUUUCUGUUUUUCACGCGUUGUCAAGUUUUUUCUCAACGAAUAAAUUGCAACUAGAUGUAUCGAUUUUAUAUGUACCAAUGACAUUAAUAAACAAAUUUAAGUGUCAACAGACUUUGAAUUUACGAUUAACCAAAUAAAAAUAUAGACAAAUUCGAUUUUAAAAAUUCAUAUGAAUAUGAAGUUUCGAAAGAGUAUCAUGGCUUGUCACGGACGAUUAAUUCUAAGAUAACCUCAACGAAUAAAGUACGAUGAGACAGAAGAUGCUUCACAACAUUAGUUCUGAGAGUGCGCUCACUAGAAACUAUGUUACGAUAUUUAUUCUUUUUUUCAAUAGCUGCGAGUACAGCUAUUGCAUUAAACAAUAGCAAUGGCAGCCAUGAUAUUUCGGCAAAAAAUUGUACAACCUUGGAAUGCGUACUUUUAGAUAAUUUAAUAUUAAAUGAUAUCAAUAAAUAUGGAGAUCCGUGCAAAGACACUUCGUCUUACCUAUGUAGCAAGGAUACAUUCACUUUUGGAAAAAAAGUAGGAUCAUUUUCGAAUCCUACUGAAUUUAAGGACUUGAUCACACCAAUAUUAGAUGGAUCUGAACAACAAAAAUUCCAUGAACUGAAAUCAUUAAAAAUAGAACAAGAAUUAUUCACAGCCUGCAUGAAAUUUGGAGAAAAUAACAGUUUCGAAACCAGUAUGGAAGAGUUUGAUCGCUUACGCACUAAGAACAGUUCAUCUGAUUCUUGGCAAGACAUACAUGAAGAAUUUAAUUCAUUAGGAUUUGGUUAUACGUUUUUUGACAUAAAUAUAAUAAGAAAUCCUAGACAUCCAGAGAGAAACAUUAUUACGCUGCAGCCAUCUAAAUAUAAAUCUAUUCAAAUAAUACCAAAAUUAAUACAGAGUUUUUUUCAAAUUGUUGAAUUAUCUCGAGAGUUGGAUACUAAACUGAUUAAUAAAACCUUGCCAAAUCAAUAUUCAAAUAUGCUACCUAAUAAAAAUGUUAAACAGUUUUUGGCAACCUUGGUUCAGAUGACUUUAGACAUAAGCAAUAGUACCAAAACAUACAUGUCUAUCGAAAAAUGGAAUCAAACAUAUAAUGAUCAUUAUGAUAACUAUUCGACAGCUCAAAUAGAUUGGCCUCAUAUAUUUGCACAAAGUUUUAAACAAGCGGAUAUAAACAUUGACAACACUGAAAUAAUAUUAAUUAAUCAAGUAAACUACUUCAUGAAAUUAGCUAAAAUUUUAUCAACAACACCAAACGAAACCAUAGCUGAAGCAAUAAUAUUUAUAUGGAGAUUCCAAAUUUCACGUUACCAUAAACUAAUGCCAUUAGAAACCGUAGAUUUACAAGCUGCAGAUAACUUAAGAUACCAAUGUAGUAUUGAAACACAGCUGUAUGCAACAUCGUAUGUAAUAUUGCAUUUUUGGGAAUCAGAUGAAAAAGUAAUGUAUCGACGUCGAUAUUUAUUAGAAAAAAUAACAAAAGCUAUACAAAAUGAAAUUCUCCAAUCACAGACCUUACAUGAAAAUGCAAAACUGUACUACAGCAAAAAACUAAAAACUAUAACUUCAAAUAUAAUAAAAGGCGAUUGGAAUCAGAGUUUUGUAUCAAAUUACUACGGUGACUUCAAACUAACGGGCAACUACUAUACAGAUAUUUUGAACUAUAAAAAAAUAAUAACAAGCAAAAGAUUAAGAAAUCUGAGGAAUUCACCAGAAGUUACUGAGGAGGGUGUACCUUUUAGUGUCAACGAGCUUUUUAAUAUUCGUAACUAUUUGGUUAUUUGGUUAUACACAUUUGGAUACAAACACGAUGAUGCCUUACUAAAUCAACUGCUGAAUAUAUCAAACGAAUUAUUGUUCAGUACUUAUGGAGUUAAACUAGCAGGAUUCAUGUAUACAUUGAUGACUAACGAUUUAUUGAAUAAUGUCUUAUCCUAUGAGCCAGUUCCGUUAAUAAAUAUUGUGGAAAAUAACAUAUUUCGUUGCUUUUCGCGUGAAAUAAGCAAUCGUAAGAUGAAAAUGUCUGACGAUCCCUUCCUGUACAUAAUCAAUAACGGAACGGAAAAAUACUAUUUCAAGAUUGACGAUAUUGUAGAAAAUUUCGCCAUACGAGUUGCUUAUAAAGCCAUGCAUGAUGAGAAUUGUGUUAGCUCAAGUGAAUCUAUUUGCAAUACAAUUACAAAAGAACUUGGAAUUACAAGUGAAAAGCUUUUCUUUUUAGCUUAUAUUAAGUCCAAUUGUAACCGAUCAGAAAGUUUGGCCAAAAUAGAUAAUACACUUAAAGAUUUAGAAGAUUUUUUAACUGUUUUUGAAUGCCCUAAGAACCCUCAAAUGUCUAGGAACUACAAGAAACAAAUAUGUAAUUCAACUCUUUUUGACAUUAAUGAUGGAAUCUUUAAUCAUGCUUGAAUUUAUUGAUCGGCGUUAUGAUUGUAUACAAUAUUAACAUUUGAACAAAAAGAUAUUUGCAUUUGCAUAUUAUAUUUACAAUUCAACGUGUGAAAUAAAUAAUAAAAUUAGCAAAUUGAAUAAAUGUACUACCAAAAAGCAGAUUAAACAGUAUCGACAUUAUUGUGAAUGAAAAUUAUGACUAUAUAACUAUUUUUUCAAGAAAUAAAGUUUUUUCAAACU
This is a messenger RNA of Nasonia vitripennis (jewel wasp), 2633 nucleotides long. RefSeq lists its product as uncharacterized. Gene Ontology annotation, biological process: protein processing. Gene Ontology annotation, cellular component: plasma membrane. The transcript has 18 exons. NCBI's taxonomy places the organism in Eukaryota, Metazoa, Arthropoda, Insecta, Hymenoptera, Pteromalidae. Gene Ontology annotation, molecular function: metalloendopeptidase activity. The coding region runs from base 315 to 2411 and encodes 698 amino acids. The record is from RefSeq and is a predicted model, not a curated record.